Sphaeramia orbicularis (orbiculate cardinalfish) is the source of this 5678-nucleotide messenger RNA. RefSeq names its product polycomb group ring finger 3 (gene pcgf3). The transcript is spliced from 10 exons. Lineage: Eukaryota; Metazoa; Chordata; Actinopteri; Kurtiformes; Apogonidae. The record is from RefSeq and is a predicted model, not a curated record. The coding region runs from base 201 to 950 and encodes 249 amino acids.
GCCUGUUCCGCGGCCGCUCGGUUAUUUUCGCCUCUUUGUUUUACUGAUAGUGGAUUUAACUCGGAUUCAACCCAAUAUCCAGCGGACCGUGCUGCUCCCAGACAGGCCCCGAUGAGAGGCUCUUCAUGAUGCGGAGUUAACCCCGUCAGCUGCACAACCGCAGGAAAAGUCGUGGCUGCUGCACCAUCCACAGUCGACGCAUGGCGGUGUUAGGGAACCCCGACAUGCUGACGAGGAAGAUAAAGCUGUGUCACAUCAAUGCCCACAUCACGUGCCGUUUGUGUGAGGGCUACCUGAUCGACGCCACCACCGUCACCGAGUGCUUACACACCUUCUGUAGAAGCUGUCUAGUGAAGUAUCUGGAGGAGAACAACACGUGUCCUACGUGUAGGAUUGUUAUUCAUCAGAGCCAUCCACUGCAGUAUAUCGGCCAUGACCGAACAAUGCAAGACAUUGUCUACAAAUUGGUACCGGGACUUCAAGAGGCGGAGAUAAAGAAGCAAAGGGAAUUCUAUCAGAAGCUGGGCAUGGAGGUGCCUGGGGACAUUAAAGGAGAGCUUUGCAACAUGAAGACUCAUCUAGAUCAGCGAAAUGGUGACACAAAAUCAGAGGACACAGCCAAUAAGGAGGCAGGAGAGGAGAAGCCAGAAGAAGAUAAUGACUAUCACCGUAGUGACGAACAGGUCAGCAUCUGCCUGGAGUGCAACAGCAGCAAGCUUCGAGGUUUGAAGCGCAAAUGGAUCCGCUGUUCAGCCCAAGCCACCGUCCUCCACCUCAAGAAGUUCAUCGCCAAAAAGCUUAACCUGACAUCAUUUAAUGAGCUGGACAUUUUAUGCAACGAGGAAAUCCUGGGCAAGGACCACACGUUGAAAUUUGUUGUUGUGACAAGAUGGAGAUUUAAGAAAUCACCCCUCCUGCUCCAUUACAGACCUAAGAUGGAUCUGCUGUAGCUAAAAUGGACACAACGGUUGUUUUUAGCCCAGUGGCCGCGGACUGUGCCGAAACCUUUUUAUUUAUGCAAAGACGAUCAACCAACACCAAGCAAACACCUGACGGUAAAACAAGACCACACAAGCCAGCAAAUAGGGAUCUAACAGGGGGGACAAGUACAACAGAACUGGCAACCUCCAGCACAGGAUACUGCAACACUGGUGUGUUUUUAGGAACUAAAACAACCAUUUUUUUUGUCCGCUACAUCCUAGAUAUGUGAACAAAAAGAAAAAAAAAAAAAACAUACACAAAUGGAGAGAAAGCAUAUAUUUAUACUUUUGUACAGAAGAGACACAUGGAACCAAGACACUACUGGUGCUCUGUUUACACGCAAACAAGAUGUCGGGAAGCACGUGAUCGUCUUUUUGAGCUUCAUGCAGACUUCAUCCUCCGGAGACAAGGACUGAAGAGAGGAGGAGGUUUUUAUAUAAUAGGUGUGUUCUUUUUUUUAAUCCUUUUCUCAAUACACUCGACACGUCUUGGGAGCGCAGAAAGUAUAUGGAAAAGUUAUAUAACAGGCAUCAAUUUUAAGCUGUUUAUCAAGUAAAAUGUCCUUUUUUUUUUUUUUUUUUUUUUUUUCAUUUUGUUGACUUUGUCUAAUUUGCUAUUGGGUUCUUGAUGAUUGUCAAUUGUGAAUAGGCUAAAAUUUUUUGUGUAGUAAUUUAUGUUCUAUAUACCAAUAUUGUACAUAAAAUGUCAUUACGAGAGAUUGAAGAGAGUAAGAGACUUUAGACUGUUAAAGAGUGGAUCCCAGAAGUGCUAUCUAUAUGUUGGGCAACUUGUCCGGAGGAGAUAAAUUAGGAUUUUUAAUACAGACUCGCUAUCGGUAUCAAAAAUAUAUAAAUGCAUCUUUAUGUCGUCGGAGAAAGACACAAAACAAAUAUAUGGAAUCCUCUGCCGUUGGUGAGAAUGUGGGGUCUAAAUAUGUUGCUCUCAUAGCAUUAAAAGACUUGAGUGAAGGUAAAGAGAAAGCUUCAAACUAUCUCGCCACCCCGUCCGCCCCAUCUCACCUGCCUCUUAUCAUUUCAUUAACAUUCUAAGGUAACAACGCUUUACAAAACACCCAUCUCAGAAAAUCCUUUAAGGCAUGAAAAUACUUGAGCACAUAAGUCGCUAAUUCUUAUUGAUUUCUUCAUCAGUCCUGCUUGUCCGUCCUUGUGUUUCUGCAGCUUUUCAGCCCGUACACUGCUGAGAUGCACCCACAUGUUUACAGCUUUUACUUUGAGCGGCUGCAGCAGAUGUUUGUGGCAUUCUACACCCUCAUACCACACGCUUCCUUCUGCUCUUACCCCUCAUGUCGACUGGCGGCAGCUGGCUCCAUAAUGGUUCAGAUGGACACUAGAAACGAAUGUCUGUUCUUUAUUGGCUACUCUCCUUCUACUCACAGUGUAAGCAUGUGAAUCAUCCAGCUCAUUGGUUGUGUCUUAGAAUUGGUGACUUCCAAGAAUGUACAAUGACUGGAUAAAUGCAAAUGCUAAAGAAUCAACUACUAAUAUGCAUAUUAACUAAGUGUUAAAGACGGCAUAUUACUGGUUACUGGUAAAUCUUAAAUUCCAAUAUAAUAUAACACGACCACAGUUCAGCAUGUGUUGCUUUCCUGACUGGCUUCAGAUAUCCAGAAAGUGCCAAUAGAAGGCAUUCCUGCAGAGCAAAUGAAUGUGUCAUAAUCAGCAUUAACGUUUUACCAAAAAGAAUACAUUCAUAUGGAGUCACCAGCGUUUUGGUUAGUGACUGUAAUUUAGCUCUUAUCCACAGAAAUGUAGAUAUUCCUCUAAACAAAUUUCUUCAGUUUAAAGUCGACCCACAUGACCUUCGCAUACAAAAUAUCUCUGUGAGAAAUCGAAGUCGACCACAAACUGUCAAACAGCCUUUUGUUUCCGACAGAUUUUACUUGUGGAUCAAGUAGUUCUGAAGAUUUAACGGCUGGGAUUAUUAAUGCACCUUUCAAAUGAAUGCCAUACUUUGGUAAAAAUGGCCGAUUCGUAUUUAAAUAGCUAAAAGGAGAGUGAGACUUUCUAAUUUUAUGUCAAGUGGACAUUGGCUGCUAUUGUAGCCUCCAUACCAAUCAUUUCCAGGAGUCGGAGCAGAGCCGGUGCUGGUGGACAUCAGGGUUAAAGCUACAUGUUUAUGUAAACUACAUCAGCCUGCAUCACGUUACACUCACAUUAGUAGAACAUUCCCUCGCCCACAGACAGUGAACUGAGGGCAGCAGCAAGCAAGUUUUCUGUCCAGAGCUGGAAUUAGUUUCUCUAUUAUUUUUUUUUCCUUUUUUUUUUUUUUUUUUGGUGGCGUCUCACACAGCAGUCAGUUAACAUGAACGCACUGUGCAAAUCACUGGAGUCACAUUAUUGGGAAUGAGGGUGUGAUAAAUUUUCCGUUUCUCCUCACUGCCAUUUGAAGCUGCAAAUGUGCAAAGUUGCACGGUGUUAAAUAUAUAUAUAUAUAUAUAGAGAGAGAAAACUUAAUGACUUAUUGCUUCUGGCACAAUAGUUUCAGAACUUGGAAUUGCUUUCAGAAUAGCCACUGAAAUCACACACAAAUUCAGGUUUUGCACAGGGAUUGAGAUUUUUUUUUUUUUUUUUUUGAACAUUUUGAUAUGAAAUUCUAAAUAGUGACUACUCUUUGGUCAUUUGGUGCUCAUAAAUGUCUGUUUUUAAUCCUGAGGAUGACUGUGCCUCGGGAACAUGCUGUUCCUAACAAACCAAUGUUCAAACUAAAAAAAAAACAAAAAACAAAAACAUGUCUUAAAUCUCAAUGUAAAAAGUGAACAAACUGUUUGUCAUGCUACCACAACUGGAUCCCUAUGUACACUCCAUGUCAAACCUCGAUUAUAAUACCUCACUGUCUCUCAUCAUCAACUCUUACAAUUGAUAUGUACCUGAUACAUCUAUUUGUUCUGUCUGUAUGUUCACGUGCAGGGUUCCUAUGCACCCACAGACUCCCCAGGUCAAAAUCGGAUAAUGCAAACCUAGGUCUAUGGUGAAAAGGAAAGAAAAAACCUCACUCCGGUUACCCAUACCUGCUCUGUAAAUCCUCUUAUCUACCCCAGUAUUGUGGUGUUUGCAGUGUAUAUAGUGCUCUUCAGGCAGAGUCUUCUAGCUUAUCCUCAGCUGUAAAACAUCAGUUAUUGGUUUUUACAUCCAAAAUCUGUAGCAUUCAUGAUUCAAAAUGACAAAUGUGUAGGAACCCUGCUGCAUUAGGACCUAUUACAUGGUUUGUACAUGUUUCACAGCCUGCAGGUCUGCACCAAACCAGCUCAACCAAAACCACUCCUGCAGCUCUUGGUCUCGUCUGCACAGUGCGGGGUAACUUUCAGUUCAGUAAAUCCAGUGAUGUGUUCAAACAGCUCCAUUUUUUUUUUUUUUUGGUUUUCAAAAAUACAUCAAAUAUUAGUAAACUUAAAGAUGUUAAGAGGUUCCAGUCUUGGUUGACAUCUUUAGAAAGUUCUGUUUUGCAGUGGUUUAAUGAAUAAAAAUAUAACCUGCAUCCAAAUGGUGUUGAGAUAAAGAAAUUAAAUCUGAUCUACACUUUUGUGAGAAAUCCGACUUCUUUGAUAUAAUUAUCAGCGUAAACCAGAAACGAUGAGCUUUCCUGUAUUGGUUUCCUCACGGAAUAGUGUUGUCAGUUCUUGGUUAAAAUUCCUCCCAAACUGUGUAAUUAUUCAGUGCUAUUUUGUCUGUAAGUGCAAAUUUCCUGCUGUUGCACAAUAUUUAACUCAUUUUCUAAUAAGAUCAGUGUCUCCAGCUUAAGACGCCCAGAUUUUAGAUCGCACUGCUGCACCCCGGCAUACAAGGAAAAAGGAUAAAACCAUCCAAAAUAAUUAAACAUGACAGGGAAAGUUCGAAGACUUACAUUCACAGAAAUCCAGUAUUUGUAAGUUUUGUCACUUCCUCUGUGUACAUUCAGUCUGAUCGCGAUAACCUUUUAAUGUACGUCUGCUUUUUCAAGCGAUUAAGCUGUAAAACACGAUACAAGGUGCUACAACUACAAACACAAACCGCAUUCAAUACAUUUCUGUAUUAUGCAGAUCACUGCAUACACUGUUUUGUACUGUUUAAAAGGGUCUGGAUUUGAACAAAUGUUACAUUUGUAUGUUCAUGUUUCCCUUUUUUUUCUUAUUUCUAUGGUAGAGUUCACAUGCACCUUUAUUUGUUGCAUUUGAAUUUGCAUCAGAUUUGUGUAUACAUAAGAAAAAAGGUUGUUGUUUUCCCUAAAGUGUGUGAGACCUGGCCAAUAGGACUGCGACUAGCAACGAUAUGCUCCAAAAAGUGUUAUUUACUGUCAUAGAGGGGAAAAAAACAUAUUUAAGGAGUUGGAAUCUGAAUUUUAACUUGAGUUUCUUCAAAAAAAAAUCUCAAACCCUCAUCAAACACUCAUUGAUCCUCACAAAGUUGAUGAUUUCCUUAAUAACUGAUGAGUAAUCGAUUAAUUGUUGCAGCUCUAAUGGCCAAAUACCACGUUUGUGUUCAUGGAUUGCAUUGGUUUAGACACAGAAUGGAUCCUACACAUUCAGCAGAGUUGAGGAUCAUGACAGAACAGUUGCAUAAAUCCAAUCAGAACCAAACUUUUCUGUCAACUGUCGUAUAAAAGUACUACUUCUGGCAGCAGAUGACGUCCGCUUUACAUGUUCACUCAUUUUAUUCCUUCAGUAGACGCAAAAAAAAAAAAAAAAAAAGAAAAAAAUGGGA